AUGAAUUGGGAUUCCGAGAGAAGUAGCGGUGAUGAGAGCGAGCAUCAGAACAGUGGUGUUCAGGUUUUGCAACUUAGUCCAGUGCAUUUCGUCGCAGGACUCGUUCAACCUGCAGUAGUUACCGACAGUAGACAUUUAACGCGACUAUUUUCAAUCAUCGGACCGUUGAUAAUGAUCGUUAUUUUGAUCAUACUGAUACUCGCCUUCUUCUACCUGAACUACUCACGAAUCAAGCAGUUCUACUCACGUCGAAAGACGCACUACUUCCAUCCAUAUCUGAUAAACACAAACGGGUCAACAAUCCGACCGUAUAUUACAAGAAGUCCAGACGUUUCACCGCAAACUUAUUUCCUUACUAAACCGUCGUACUGA
Messenger RNA from Anisakis simplex (herring worm), 372 nucleotides. The record is from the annotation of a GenBank genome assembly. Lineage: Eukaryota; Metazoa; Nematoda; Chromadorea; Rhabditida; Anisakidae.